Molecule: messenger RNA, 364 nt
Organism: Candidula unifasciata
Lineage: Eukaryota; Metazoa; Mollusca; Gastropoda; Stylommatophora; Geomitridae
Source: the annotation of a GenBank genome assembly
AACCUGAAUGCGCCGCUGAUUGUCCUGGGCAACUUCUUGGCUGGAGUUGGCGUUCUCUUCAUAGGACCAAGUCCUAUCCUGCCUUUCUUGUCCGUUAACAUCGGAGUUAUCGCCGUUGGUUUGGCAGUUCUUGGAUCCUUCAACAAUUGUGGGCUGAUUCCGACAAGGAACUGUUUGUUUAUUGGGGCAAAGAAUCUGGGCUUUGAGAACAACCUGGACACCCAUGGGAUUGUCUCUGGGAUGUUCAGCUCGGUCUACUGUCUGGGUGCGUUUGUUGGUCCUAUUGUCAGCGGUGUGUCGGUGCAAGAGAUUGGUUUCCGCCACAGUACCACCGUGUUUGCAAGUUUUUUUUUUGUUUCAGUAA